Molecule: messenger RNA, 992 nt
Organism: Oncorhynchus nerka (sockeye salmon)
Lineage: Eukaryota; Metazoa; Chordata; Actinopteri; Salmoniformes; Salmonidae
Product: catenin alpha-2-like
Biological process (GO): cell-cell adhesion; cell migration
Cellular component (GO): adherens junction; catenin complex
Molecular function (GO): beta-catenin binding; cadherin binding; actin filament binding
Source: RefSeq, a predicted model, not a curated record
CUAACCUGGCCUGCUCCAUCUCCAACAACGAGGAGGGUGUGAAGCUGGUGCGCAUGGCCGCCACCCAGAUCGACAGCCUCUGCCCACAGGUGAUCAACGCGGCCCUCACCCUGGCUGCUCGGCCCCAGAGCAAGGUUGCCCAGGACAACAUGGACGUGUUCAAGGACCAAUGGGAGAAGCAGGUGCGCAUCCUCACCGAGGCCGUCGACGAUAUCACUUCUGUGGAUGACUUCCUGUCCGUGUCAGAAAACCACAUUCUGGAGGACGUGAACAAGUGCGUGAUCGCCCUGCAGGAAGGCGACGUGGACACCCUGGACCGCACGGCGGGCGCCAUCAGGGGUCGGGCGGCCCGCGUCGUUCACAUCAUCAAUGCAGAGAUGGAGAACUACGAGCCAGGUGUUUACACUGAGCGCGUUCUGGAGUCUAUCAAGCUGCUGUCUGAGACCGUCAUGCCCCGUUUCGCUGAACAAGUGGAGGUGGCCAUUGAGGCGCUGGAGCACAAACCACAGCCCUUCGAGGAGAACGAGUUCAUCGACGCGUCCCGCCUGGUCUACGACGGCGUGCGUGACAUACGGAAAGCCGUUCUUAUGAUCAGGUAUACACCUGAGGAGCUGGAGGAUGACUCAGACUUUGAGCAGGAGGACUACGACGCCCGCAGCAGGACCAGUGUCCAGACAGAGGACGACCAGCUCAUCGCCGGACAGAGCGCCAGGGCCAUCAUGGCCCAGCUGCCUCAGGAGGAGAAGGCGAAGAUCGCCGAGCAGGUGGAGAGCUUCCGGCAGGAGAAGUGCAAGCUGGAUGCCGAAGUGGCCAAGUGGGACGACAAUGGCAACGACAUCAUCGUCCUUGCCAAGCAGAUGUGCAUGAUCAUGAUGGAGAUGACGGACUUCACCAGAGGCAAAGGGCCCCUGAAGAACUCCUCUGAUGUCAUCAACGCCGCCAAGAAGAUUGCAGAGGCAGGCAGGAUGGACAAACUGGCCCGCGCCGUCUGA